CAGGACAACAUGUUUUACAUGGUUCUUCAGGAAAUAGAGCAAAACAAAAACAGCCUGAGUGAAAGUUAGUCGUCUCAGUCUGCUGUGAACACCACAACGCUCACGUCCCUCUCUCUCCUCAGAUCAGAGCCAUGCAGUGCAGAGUCUCAUCUGUUGCCCUGCUCCUUGAGUUCUGGGUGCUCUCUGCCUGUGCACUACAUCAGUAUCAUCUGGUCAAUAUGAAUCUGAAUUGGACUGCUGCCCAGAGCUACUGUAGAGAGCACUAUGUUGACCUGGCGACCUUAGACAGCAUGGAGGACAUGCAGAACAUGUUGAACCAGACAGGUCUUGUCAAUGAUCAUUUUUGGAAGGGACUGACUAGAGACAGUGUCAGCAGCUGGAAGUGGUCUCUUUCAGGCAGUCAGUUCUACAGAGAAGGAGAGACGGAGUACAGGAACUGGGCCCAGCCAGAGCCAAUCACAGGCCAGCCCUGCGCUGCACUGGUCAGCAAUGAAACAGGAGUAUGGAGAGACUAUGCAUGUACAAAUACUUACUCUUUUGUCUGUUCUAACAGUGGUAAGGAUCCUGGCAAACCAAACUACAUCCUGGUUCUAGGACCAAGAACUUGGAGAGACGCUCAGCUCUACUGCAGACAGAGUUACACAGACCUGGCCAGCAUCAGGAACCAGGCUGAAAACAUUGAGAUACAGCAACUUGUUCUGGGAGAGAAUUCAUCUGCCAUCGUCUGGAUCGGUCUGUUCAAAGACGACUGGAAGUGGUCAGACGGGUCUACCUCCUCCUUCAGAUACUGGAGGAAUGGCCAUCCAGGCUCUAGCUAUGACUGUGUCUUAACACAUACACAUGUGUCAUGGCAGUGGACUCCUGAACCUUGUUCUUCAUCCUUCUAUUUAAUUUGCCACAAUGGGAGCAUCACAAACACGACCAUACUGAGCACUCUUGGUACAACAACAGGGAGCACCACUAAGACUCCUACUAAGGUGAUGCUGGUGGGGAGAGUGGACCUGGUUCCUAAUUCACCUUCAGACUUAGAGGAUCCUGCCAUGUUGGACUCCAUCUUGCAGCAAAUGAAGGCAGCUGGGAGGAUCCCAGAGCACAGCACGCUGAGAUGGAAGAAGCAGAAGGAUGGGAAGGUUUUCCACAAGAAGGAGGAGGAGGAGGGAGGAAGAGGAGACACGUGUCAUUAACAAGUCACAGCUACUAAAUGUUGUUAACUGUCUCUUGUAUCUCUGAGAGUACUGAUGAUGUCAAUGACAUUUCUGUAACUAGCAGAUGAUGUCCUUAUCACAGCAUACAGUUUAUUUUUUCUUAUUAAUCAGGUGGUGGGUAACAUGAAAUGAAGUAAAGCCUACUGAUCUUGUGGCCUUGUCUCAUCAUGUAUAUAUAACAGAUACAGCUACAUGUUUCAAUACCUUGUAAUCAAUCAUAGAAAAUCACAUAGAUGUUCUUUAUCUGUGAGUAAAAUGUCUAAGAUUGUGCU
This is a messenger RNA of Hypomesus transpacificus, 1477 nucleotides long. RefSeq names its product macrophage mannose receptor 1-like. The coding region runs from base 132 to 1184 and encodes 350 amino acids. The transcript has 7 exons. NCBI's taxonomy places the organism in Eukaryota, Metazoa, Chordata, Actinopteri, Osmeriformes, Osmeridae. The record is from RefSeq and is a predicted model, not a curated record.